This is a messenger RNA of Drosophila eugracilis, 16967 nucleotides long. Its product is annotated as midasin. Lineage: Eukaryota; Metazoa; Arthropoda; Insecta; Diptera; Drosophilidae. Gene Ontology annotation, molecular function: ATP hydrolysis activity; ATP binding. The record is from RefSeq and is a predicted model, not a curated record. The coding region runs from base 121 to 16686 and encodes 5521 amino acids. Gene Ontology annotation, cellular component: preribosome, large subunit precursor; nucleus. Gene Ontology annotation, biological process: ribosomal large subunit assembly; rRNA processing. The transcript is spliced from 13 exons.
UGUUUUAAAUUCGGGUGUGUUUUGCUCUUCGUUCCGGGUUAUUGUGGUGCAAUUUAACAAGAAAAAGCUGAAAUAAUUUUGAAAUAUCACUAAGAAUACGGUUGACUGGUGCCUGUCGAGAUGGAGGUGAAUGCAAGCAAGCUGCGGCUUGGGGCAAAACGAUUGCUGCAGUUGACUGAACAUGAGUCUGAAGACAACGUGUUUUCACAAAGCUUACAGAAGUUUAUCAAAAAGCAGAAAUAUGUGUCUCAGGAUGUGGAGCGACUGUUUCGAACACUAAGCGAGCAGUUGCCUGUGCCCGCUUACACAGUGCCAGUGGCUGUGAGUUUCGAAGAGCAGCUCCUCCUGUUGCUUUCGAUGGCACUCCGUUGGGAUUCCGCUGACCAAAGUUUUCGUCAGUAUCAACUAGAGUGCGUAGCGCUGGCCAAGCUUUUGGAUUGCUCCCUAGAUGCACAGAGGUUUGCCAAAAGUUAUUUCCACGACAAGCCACCUCCAUUUGAGAAACAAAUCAAUGAUACCGUACCCAGUAAAAAGUUAAAGAAUGGCACUCAAACCGCCGAUCUAGAGGAACUGGACCUCAUUACAUGCUGCUAUCAAUUGCUAAAAUGUGAUACACCUUAUUUCCGCGAGCUGUGGGACUGGUCCAGCUUUAUAGCGAGCUAUGCACAAAAUUCAUUAAGCCCGAAGACACAGAUUUACUGCAACCACAUCAUGGCUAUGCUGACCGACAUGAGUGCCCCCCAGCUAAAUGCAUUAAACGAGCAAAUAUCACCAAAAAUACGUCUGGAAUUCAACCAGGAGCAGGAGAACGCAUGGGCCUUAGCUAGGAGCUCUUCUCCAAAUUAUAAUACAGACGAUUCCGAUCAACUACUAAACCUGAAUCUGCAGGGAAUUAAUCAGGCUGUGACCAACAUCGAGGGUGUUCUUUUACCCACUUUUAACAAGGAGAACUUAGAGUUCUACGCUAACUCUGAUGGAUGCUAUGAUCGCAUUGUAAAGGUGGAUUCAACAGUGGUAAAUCUACGAAGUAUUGCCCUCGGAGUUGCAGCUACCAAGCCCAUAUGCCUAUCUGGACCCGUUGGCUGCGGCAAAACAACACUUAUUGAAUAUCUGGCUCGAAAAACUGGACGCAUUUGUCCGAAACCCAAUGAAAUUGAAAGUAGAGAAAAAGCUUUAAAGAAAGCUGAAGAGGAGGAGCAGCUGUUGACGCCGAAAAAGAAGCCAAAAACGACAGCGAGCAAGAGAAAACUGGAGGAGAUACCUCUGGAAGAAUUGCUAGAGUUGGGUGAGACUACCCAAAAGAAUGGAUUUUUACGUAUUCAACUUGGAGAUCAGACAGAUAGCAAAAUGCUACUUGGACAAUAUCGCUGUACAGAUGUGCCCGGCGAAUUCGUUUGGCUACCUGGCGUUCUGACCCAGGCCGUUAUGCAUGGCUACUGGUUAUUGCUGGAAGAUCUGGAUGCAGCCACUCAAGACACUUACACCAUUCUAAGUAGCCUCUUAGAACGCAAGUGCCUUAGCGUUCCCGGCUUUCGUGAUUCAGUGAAAAUAGAGCCAGGUUUUCAAUUGUUUGUCACAGUGCGAACCAACAAGUCUGCCAGCAACUCAAGCCAAAAAUCCCUCUACUCCCUGUUGGAUAAAUAUUUGUAUACCAUCAACAUUCUACCUCUUUCCCGUAAUGAACUGUGCAAAGUGGUUAGCACCAACUAUCCCAAGCUUUCUACAGUGGCCAAUCGGAUCGUGGAUGUGUUUCUAACCUUCUCCAGCGGCCAUCAUACAUCGGCAGAUAACUUAAGGCAACAGGAAUCAGGCGACAAAGCAGACAACACGGAGCAAUACGUGGCCCUUCCCUUUGAGCAAGUCUCUCUCACAUCGAGCCCCAAUUCUGGCCGAUUGGUGUCCACACGUGAUUUGGUGAAGCUGUGCCAACGCUCAAGUUCACAGUUUUCGGUGACCAGCUCGGAGUGCGCCUACUUUGUCUUCCAAAACGCAGUUGAUGUCUUCUGUUCAUAUCUGCCGCAAAGCAAGGAAAAGAUUACCCUUAUCACAAGCAUAGGAGCCAAGCUGGGCAUCAUUCGUUCUCGUUGCGAACAUUUCGCCAAUGAAUACAAACCAGAAGUGGAAUUUGGGCUAGAGCAAAUAAAAAUCGGAAGAGCUAGUCUCUUGGCUAAAUCGGAAAUUAAUGACAAGGAUAUUUCCGAACAGGACCUUAAGCGACAAAAAUUAUCCCAGCAAACAAGAAGGGCUAUUGGUAAAGUCGACGGAAAGCGAACGGUCUUUUCGUUUACUCGGCUCGCCAGCUGUAUCCUGGAGCGGAUUGCCGUGUGUGUCAGCCACUCGGAGCCUGUUCUUUUGGUUGGUGAAACUGGAGUGGGCAAGACCUCUUCAGUGCAAUAUUUGGCCGAGCGAACGGAACAUAAAUUGGUGGUAGUCAACAUGAACAACCAGUCGGAUGUAUCGGAUUUGGUUGGUGGAUUUAAGCCCGUGGAGUUUAACUACGUCUUAGCACCACUGCGAAUGGAAUUCGAGUAUCUUCUGUGCGAAACAUUUAAUGCGGAGAAGAACUUCCAGUUCCUGCGCUUGUUUGCCACACACUAUAACAGCGGUCGGCACAACGUAGUUGUCCGAACCAUGAUCAAUAUCUGUUUAUCUGUGGCCAAGAAUCCGGAACUGAAGAGAAAUAAGUUGCUUCCCCGCUGGCAAACUUUAAGAGAAAAGCUGCAAAAGCUUCAGAUGCAACUAGAAAAGAGCAUUAACAUCUCAUUCGCCUUCAUACCCGGAUCCCUGGUUAACUGUAUUAGCAACGGAGAUUGGGUACUGUUGGAUGAGAUUAAUUUAGCCUCGGCAGAGACAUUGGAAUGUCUCUCAACUAUCUUGGAACCAGAGGGCUCCGUGGUACUUUUGGAACGUGGUGAUUUUACGCCAGUUAAGCGACAUCCAAACUUCCGAAUCUUCGCCUGCAUGAAUCCUAACACGGAUAUUGGAAAGAAAGAUUUGCCCGUGGGCAUACGUAAUCGGUUCACGGAAUUCUUUGUGGAUGAACUGACAACGGAUGCAGAUUUAAAUUUGCUGAUCAGCGAUUAUUUGGUUAAUACAGGUAUUCAGAGGAAGUCCGUUCACAGCAUCGUUAAGCUAUACAAAUCCCUGAGAAAACUGUCCGAUCUUCAGUUGAAUGAUGGUCUAGGAAAUCGCCCGGUAUAUUCCCUGCGUACACUAUGUCGUAGUCUGCGCAUUUGUGCAAGGAAUUUGUGCGGCUCCAUCGAGCGAAAUCUUUACGAAAGUUUUUGCCUAAGUUUUCUUACCCAAUUGGAUCCAGAUUCGCAUCAUGUGGUGCUUCUCCUUAUACAGGAUGCAUUGCUGUCAAAUGUUAAAGCUAUUUUAAAUAAGCAGCUGCCCCAGUUAGGUGAAAACUACCUGGACUUCGAGGGCUACUGGAUUCAGCCGGGCAACUUGGAACCGCAGCCGUGCACGCACUACAUUCUUACAGAAAGUGUGAAAAAGAACCUUAAAGAUCUGGCUCGUAUCAUCUCGAUUGGAAAACUACCGAUUUUGCUUCAGGGUCCCACCAGUGCGGGAAAAACCAGUUUGAUUGACUACGUGGCUAGGAGGAGUGGAAAUCGCUGUCUGCGAAUCAACAAUCACGAGCACACUGAUCUUCAGGAGUAUAUUGGAACCUAUGCGGCAGAUUUAGAUGGAAAGUUAACCUUCAGGGAGGGAGUACUGGUGCAAGCCAUGCGACAUGGAUUCUGGAUUAUACUGGACGAGCUCAAUCUUGCGUCUACGGAUAUUCUAGAGGCUCUCAAUCGAGUUUUAGAUGAUAACAGGGAGCUAUACAUUGCGGAGACACAGACCUUGGUAAAGGCACAUCCCAACUUUAUGUUGUUCGCUACGCAGAAUCCUCCAGGGCUGUAUGGUGGAAGAAAGACCCUAUCCCGUGCCUUUAAAAAUCGUUUUAUAGAGCUCCACUUUGCUGACAUACCACGCGGAGAGUUGGAGAUAAUUCUGGAAAAGCGCUGCUUAAUUCCACCCACUUAUGCCCGGAAAAUGGUGCACUGUAUGACCCAAUUACAGCAACACCGUCAAAAUACCUCCAAACAAGUGUUCACUUUGCGUGAUCUCUUCCGGUGGGGAAACCGAUAUACCCACGCGGAUAAGUCCCUGCAUGAGGACAUCAAGUACGAUUGGAAUCAGCAUCUCGUGGAGGAGGGCUAUCUAGUUCUGUCCUCAAAAGUGCGUUCGCAGGAUGAACAUGAGCUGAUAGAGAAAACUCUUUUCGCCAACUUCCGAAAGAAGGUGGAUCUGCAGCUGCUUUUUGAUAUCCAAACGGAGAGAGAGAGCGCCUCAAUGGUGAGUAAGAAAAUCCUUGAUGCCAUUAGAAACUUUAAACUUCGUAGAGACAUUGUUUGGACGCGAAAUAUGACACGCAUGGCUGUGGUUACGGCAAAGGCUUUGGAGUUCGACGAACCAGUGUUAUUGGUUGGGCCCACGGGUUGUGGCAAGACCACAGUAUGUCAACUCCUUGCCAGCAUCGCGGAUGUCCAGCUGCGUAUCCUUAAUUGUCACAUGCACACCGAAGGAGCAGAUUUUCUGGGAGGAUUGCGCCCUUGUCGAGAAAAGGAUUCAACACAACUUUUCGAGUGGUCCGAUGGUCCGUUAAUAUACGCCAUGCAAGAAGGUUCUUAUUUCAUGGCCGAUGAGAUAUCCCUAGCCGAGGAUUCUGUGCUGGAGCGUUUGAACUGCAUCCUAGAACCAGAACGUACAGUAUUGUUGGCUGAAAAGGGUGGCGUUGCUGAUGCAAAUCCUGACUUUGUAGUUCAGGCCAAGUCAGGUUUCCAGUUCCUUGCCACUAUGAACCCCGGCGGAGAUUUUGGUAAGAAGGAGCUUUCGCCUGCCUUAAGAAAUCGAUUUACGGAGGUCUGGUGCUUGCCCUCUGAUAACAAAGAAGAUCUCAUUGAAAUUGCCUACAAUUGCAUGAAUCGUCAAAAAGAUCAUGAAAAGCAAGUGAUUAACACCCAUAAAGUGGCAGAGUACCUGGUCGAAAUCGUGCUUCACAUUCGCGAUGCCAAUGAGAAGUUUAAGUUCUCAGUGCGUGACAUUUUGGCCUGGGCUAAUUACAUGAUCAGCAAUGAAAAACUGAGUUUUGCAGAGCAGGCAAUCUUCGGCUUGGAAACUAUUUUUCUAGAUGCCCUGGAAAUGCUGCCCCAUGAAUCACAGGAACAGGUGGAGCUCCUUAAAUCCAGUAUAGUAAACGAGGCCAUCAAACAGGCGGGUCUUAUCCUAAAAGAAAAUUUUACCUUGGAUCAAGUUACUCAGGAGAGAGGAUGUGAAGUCCAAUUGGAUGAAAACCGAUUUGGUAUACGACCAUUUUUCAUAGAUGUUAACCAGGAUCGCUUGACGCCGGUUAAGGAAGAUUUCUUAUUCGAUGCUCCUACUACCAAGCAGAAUCUAUUCCGUUUGCUAUCCGCACUUUCCCUUCAAAAGCCAGUGCUCCUGGAGGGUCCACCGGGUGUGGGAAAAACGUCCAUUGUGGAGAGCAUAGCGGCUGCCAUUGGCUAUCAAAUUGUACGCAUUAAUCUUUGUGAACACACGGACUUGGCUGAUUUGUUUGGAACCGAUCUGCCCGCCGAAGAUAAUUUGCUAGAAGGAAAUACAGUGUCUUCUGGUCGACAGAUAGGCAGCUUUGUGUGGCGCGAUGGUCCACUUCUGGCCGCUUUGAAGGCAAAGAACACUUGGAUUCUACUGGACGAACUUAAUUUAGCCCCACAAUCCGUGCUAGAGGGUCUCAAUGCAGUGCUUGAUCAUCGUGGAGAAGUAUAUAUCCCGGAGUUGAACAAAACCUUCCAUUUGGCUGGCUCGACUCGCAUUUUUGCCUGCCAGAAUCCCCUAAAGCAAGGCGGUGGUCGCAAGGGAUUACCUCAAUCUUUUCUAAAUCGUUUUACUAAAGUUUAUCUACGCAAGCUUUCCACUCAGGAUCUUCUCCAUGUGGUCCAGAUGAAGUACGGAAACUACUUUGAUCAACUAAAUGAAUAUUUCUCGAAGUUAUUAAGUAAGGAAAAAGAAGGCAACCUUUUUGAGAUCUACGCAGGAAAAGAAGCUUCAAGUGAAUCAAAUUCAUUCGAUUUGGCCGCUCGUUUGGUCCGUUUUUCUGAGCAACUGGAUCGUGGAGUGCUUACCAUGGAGUUCGGAUAUAAGGGCGGUCCCUACGAGUUCAACUUACGUGAUAUUCUUCGGUGGUGCGAUCUGCUGCAUAACCCAAAAACUGGCUAUAUCUUGGCAUCUUCACCGUCAUCCUUCCAGUCUGCUUUCAAGAAUUUCUUGUUGACCCUUUACGAGAGGAUGCAGUUGGUGUACUACCAAAGGAUGCGCUGCGAUCAAGAUAAAAUGUACAUUCGAAAUGUCUUUUCAACUGUGUUCCAAUGCGAUGCCGAACAGCUAAAUCAGGUGUCGGACGAUGUGGCUCUUUAUUGGACAGCGGAUAGGGUGUAUCUUAACGAUGUGGUUUUGGAGCGAGAACAAGCCGAUGUGUUGGACUUGGUAACCCGUCAGGAGCAGGCUCCUUUGCUGCUGGACAGCCAAAGGCAGUUGCUCAAGCAAAUCGUCGAGGCAGUCCACAUGGAGAAACCCCUUCUCCUGUGCGGAUCUACGGAUAGUGGAAAAACCAAGUUGAUAGAUACCCUUUGCGUUCUGUCCAAUCGUCUUUGCAAUACGGAUAUCAUCGACGACUCCGUCACUGGAAGUUUCCAGCAGAUUGACUUGAACCGUCAUUUGGAAGUAAUUUACAAAAAAGUGGAGACGCUUGUCUUUGCCUGUGUCCAACGGGCCUUUGUCCGGCAUAUUCAAGCUGAGUUUGUGGAGCAGUUGUGGAACAACUGGAGCAAAUACAACAAGCUGGCCCAGGUAACAACAGAGUCCCAACAACACAGUGUUUUGGAUGAACUAAAAUUGUUCAGCGAACGUCUGGCAUCUUUAGGUAACAUCAUCGAAGUGCUCGAGUGCACCCCAGAGGAUUGUCAAGUGGAGGCAAUCCAGCAUCUGCCGGAAAUCAAGUCGCAGUUCUUGUUACUUCAAGCCUAUAUAAGAACAGCAGAUUCCCUUAACACGGGCGGAUCUUUCGAAUGGGUGGACUCUCAAAUUGUGACCUCAUUGAAAUGCGGCCAGUUCAUCUUGCUGGAGCAUGUAAACCUUUGUUCUUCUGCUGUUCUGGAUCGGUUGAAUCCUGUUUUUGAGCCAAACGGAAGUUUACUAAUCGCUGAGAAAGGAAUAAGUGCGCAGGAUAGUGCUGAAGUUGUUUACAAAUCAAACAAUUUCCGUGCCUUCCUAACCGUUGAUCCCAAGAACGGUGAACUAUCGCGAGCCAUGCGAAACCGAUGUGUAGAGCUCUGUUUAUCCAAAGAUUCCUACUCUGUAGAUGAUAUGCGUGCCUUUGUCCAUGAACAGGGUGUGCAUCAAACGGAGGCCAUAGAUUGCAUUCUGGGAGUUCAUAAGAGCAUAAGUCAGCUAACAGAUUUUAACAACUACACCAUAUCGCACCUCACGCAGUUCGCUUUUUUGAGCGCUGGCUAUAAGAGAAUUGGCUACCAACUAAAACGGGCAAUUUAUGUGGCCGCCAUGGAGGUUUAUGUGUACUCUGCCAGCACGGAUUUGAUGGGCUAUGGGUUGUCUUACUACCAGAACAAACUGCGCGAAGUGGUGCUGGCACAAACCGAAGACUUCAAGGAGGAUGUUAUUAUUCAGGAGGACUUUCUCAGCGAUGUCAUACUAAAUUCUGGAAACCUGAACUCUUUGACAUUGAUCAAACUUCAGACAGUGGCACUUAAAGUUUUACUCGAUGGAUCCUCAGAAACAAAUAUUCCGCAAAAGCAGUUGGGUGCUCUUUUCCAACAGAUAGAGAACCUGAAAUUGGAUCAGCUUAAUCCACAGCAACUGAUUCGCCACUUUUUGUACAUGCUCUACGAGUCUUCAGCCUUCGGGGACUUGGAAAUGAGGCAUCUAUACCUGCAACCUUGGUUGCAGAAACACACUUCCCUCCAAGAGUUUUCUGAAAAUCUUUACACUUGCCUUGAGAAGAGGAGUAAACUAGUUAAAGGAAAGUUAGUAAAUUUGCCAUGGAAUCAACAACUUUUCCCAAGACUGCGUGAUUACUCAACGGAUAAUGAAGUUUCUGAAUUAAAGCCUCUAAAUUUAAGUGCUUUGCUUCUGGCGCGCCUUGUACUCGAUGACAUUCCUGCCAAUUCAGAAAGCAGUGUACAGAAAAUGAAUGCACUGCAGUACUCGCAGGCCCUGCUCAACGAAGAAGUUACUCUAAAGUACGCCAAUGAUUUCUUAUCCAAUUUAUCAAACUUUUUGGAGGUUCUGCAUGCCACCUUGCUGGAGGAUUUGGAGGCAGUCGAUUUGGAUUUGACGCAAUAUGCAACAUUGGUGACACGUUUCCAUUGGUUUAACCGAAUUUUGGCCACGGCCCAGCAGAAGCUUCUUUACAACAAUGAGCUCUAUGUGCCGCUGAUGCACAAGCUGGUGCUGCAUUUCCAGUGGCUUGAAAAACACCUUUUAAGUCCUUUUCUUGAACUUAAUGCCGCAAAUUCCUCUGAUAGAUUGCAAUUUAUUAAAGCAACUAUUCCAAAAAUCAAAGGAUACAUCGAGGAAACAAGACGCCCUCUAAACGUAACUUGCAAAAUUUAUUCGAAACAGUUUACCCAGUUCCAGCCCUAUUACCUAGAUCAACAGAUUCAACUGCACACGGAAUUGGAUGAAUUGGAGAAACUGCUCUGUGUGGUACCCAGCUACGGCCAUUUAGAACUGUCUUCCUGGCACAAAAGAUGGCUGCUUCUUCAAUCAGAUGAGGCGAACAAAUGGCGUUCAUUCCUUCGUAGUCACACCCACGGUCUUCAACUCAAGCCCUUUGAAUUAAGUGGAUCCUUGCCGAAUGAAGCUCUGCAAUCUCGCCUUCAACGAUUACAAACAAAGUUAAAGGAAAUUCAGGAAAACAAUGCAGAAAAUGGAUUCGGUUUGGAGUUGGACCUUAAUAGUCUCAAGACGCUUUUGGAUACCGAAACGGAAGACAGUCAAUCCUACAUUCAUCCAGAUAGUAUAGCAACCAACACUCCACCACUAUUACUAGCUGCUUUGAGGGAAUUAUUUGUUGAGCGCCUAUUGCUAGGAACUCUUCGCGAGGACUUCGAUGAGCAAGUGAACCCGCUGUACACGGAUCAAUUGCUCACAUUGAACGGUAAUCUUUGGCGGUGCCUGAAAACGCUUGAAAGUGCUCCUUAUGCGGAAGUCACUAAUGCUUGGAUUGAACUAAAGAAGGAACUCAAAAAGGAAAGUCUACAUGAUCAAGAGGAGUUUGCAGCUCUGCUGUACAAGAUUGGCAGCAGCUACAAAGGAUUACGGACUUAUCAAAGGCAGUAUCGCAACUCUAUUCAAUGCUUCCAGUUAAAUAACUUAUCCACCCGGCUGGACUGUGUUCAAGGUCCUUCAGAAGAGGGCAGCGCGGUUAUAUCCAGUCAAUUUAGUUAUCAGGGACCAGCUUUAUCAGGUGUCUUUUUAUCACUGAUAUGUCAACCAAAUGGACAACUACGAUCGGUACCUCUAAGCGAGUUGCAGGAAUGGCGUUUAUCUCUGCAGCAAACACGGCACCUGCUAUGGGAGAAUUCUCAGCUAUUGAGUACCAAAUACAGCGGACGGGUAAAUAAUUUUGCGCUGGCCAAGGAAAACGCUAGUCAGUUGCUGCAAGAGCUGAAAUAUGUUAGACAUUUAAGUCAACAGAAACAGAAACCAAAUCCAGGCUUCGAAAGCUGUGCCAAAGAUCUUGAAAAAAUGCUUGCAAGUCUUCAGGAAGAACAUGUCAAUUUAGACUCCAUGACUUCAGCUUUCAAUGUUUCACUAACUAAUGCCAUAGUGGGCGCCAUAGAGCUGUACCUGCUCACAAAUGCCCCAUUGAUCGAUCCUGUAGAAAAGAAUCGCCUUAAGAAUCUAUAUAUAGCAGAGGAUAUCGAUUGCCUAAGCACUUUGUCAACCACCUAUGAUUUCAUGAAAAUUGUUAUGAAAUACCGGCACUUUGGGGAGGAGAUAUUUAGUGAACUAGAGGCCAGGCUAAAAACGGCUCACCAACGGCAGCAACAGCUUUCACAAAAGUUGGCAUUGCGUCCGGAACAGUGUCUGUAUGCUGCUUUGGUCCAGGAUAUUACUCACUUCCUGCACUCAAAUGGUGAUUGUGAAACGCUCUUUAAGUUGUUCCAGCUUAUAAGAACUGAAUGGGAUAACUUCAAAGGACCCCUUCCUGCCACAAAAGCGACACUUAAGAGCAGCGCAGAGGCUUUAGGUAAACUGGAGCUGUGGUUAGCCAAUGCCCAGAGAUUUAUCCAUCACACACUCUGUAGAUACUCUUCAUACUAUCAAGACUUUGUGGAGCCGAUAAAAUGCUCUGUGAACCAGUUGCGUUUUGGAUUAGAAUCACUUAAAGUGGUCUUCGCCAGAGCCCAGCAGGGAGGAAGUAUUUCGCUGGCCGAAGAACUGCAGCAAACCAUCGGGGAUAUAGUUGAAUUUCCAUCUCAGAAGCCACUGGUUAUAAGGAACAGCAGGCUUUAUGGAUUACUUGCCGAGCUGCCUCAUAGCGAGCAUGAGUACUUUACUUUGCUGAAAGCCAAGUUAAGAGAGCUGAGCAACUAUAUCUCACUGGGAAGUGUGAUAGAUGAAGCGACAUUUGCGGCCUACGAUGAUGCUUUGAGUAUCUGCAAUCAGACCUGGCAACAGGAGGAGCAACGUCGCUGUCAACUCAAAGCGGAGGCAGAGAGUUUGUAUGUGACCAAGACGAAGGGAGGAGUGGAUAGUGAAGAACUUAUCGAGAUGCAGGAAAUCGAGCAGAACUUCCCAACAAACUUAGACGAAGACUUUGCCGAGUUCGUGUCGCAGCCGACUUUGGAGCAGGUCCUAAAAUUGGACAAAAAAGCCAGUGCCAAGGCCAAGCAGGCACAGAUUGUGGUGGAGGAGGAUUACGCCUUUCUGGCUCGUAACUUUAUUGAAGUGAUGACACAGCAUACUCCAGUUUAUUAUAGAGAACGGCCAAAGUCAUUUAAGGAGUCGGAGCUUCAUUUGCUCGCACCCUAUCGUGCUCGCUUCCAGGUGUUUGCACACUUACAUGGUCACUAUAAGACAGCCUUGGGAUCAAAUCUGGAUGAAAAGAUCUGUAACGGAUUGGCCUUUGGACUGGCUCUGCAGCAGAAACAGCUUAAGGAUAUUGAAUUAGAGGAGGGUGUGGCUAGUUCCCCCUACGAUUUCUACAAGGACUCGAAUAUCAGUGAAAUUCAAACGUGUCUGGAUGUCAUGGAGCGGAUAGAGAAGCGUGUAAUGGAACAACUGGAGCUGUAUCCAGAGCACGCGGGACUGGCGGACAUCAAGCUAGUGAUCUCACGAAUCCGUCGAUUGCCGGCUCACGCCCCUGUGGUUCGUUUCAAUACGGGUUUCCAGCUGCUGAGGCAGAAGUUGGCUCUUUGGAAUGAAGUAGCUCACAAAAACAAUAAUCUGGUUUCGGAGGAAAUCGAGGUGGCGGAGUUUGUUCAACGCUGGACUAGGUUGGAGCUGCAGCACUGGCGUAGUUGCCUGGGACAGACAGCCGCUCAAGUGGAGCUACAGGCUUAUCGGUACUGGUUCUUUAUUUAUAAUCUGCUACAGCAGUUCCUCCACCAAAAGCAACUGGAUCAGUCCUAUACCGACAUCAAGUUUGCUGAGCAACGGUUUGCCGAGGAACAAUUGCUGGAUGCCCAGGACUUAGGAGUAGCUCAGCGCUUGGAACUUCCUCAAGUUGUGCGAAUUUUGAGACAGUUUAUGGAGGCCUCUUGUUAUGGUGAUUUCCAUAUACGCCUGCAGCUCCUUCAAGGAUUUGAGUUAUAUUUGCAUAAUGUGGAGAGAGCCGGAAAGAUUGCAGGAUUGCCUCCUCUAAUUGCAGCCUUGCAUAAUCUCCAGCUGUAUUUCUCCCAGUUUGCUGGUGAGAUUGCAGACUCUGCCAAGUCCCGACGUUCGCCCAUCGAAAAGAAACUAAAAGAAUUUGUGAAGAUUCAGAGCUAUAGCAAAGACUUGAGCUACUUCAGCAUGCGAAACAGUGUGGCCACUGUUCAUCGCAACCUGAACAAAUUUCUAAAAGAAUACCGACUGGCGAUCCAAGAGAAGAUCAGCGAGGUAUUUCAACCAAAGGAUUCCACUGCUAAGGACUACACCUUUGGCACCGACAAGGGCAAGGGCUUGAGGAACUACAAUAAGAUAAAGUAUCUGAAUACUGAACGACAACAGUUCGUGGCCAGUGAAAAGCUUCUGGAGAAGUUCGCUAUUCAGGCGGAGUUCGUUUCGGAUAAUGCUCUGCUCCAACGCUUAGACAAGCAUUUCAGGACUGCACGUCAUGUUGUGAAAGAAACUUUGGGACAUGUUCCCUAUGGCGAGCUAAUAACAGACUUGGAUGACUUGCUGGCCAGCCAGUUGGAGCGAUGUGAGCAAUUGCGUUCCUUGAACGUUGAUCGGUCCAAGGAGAGACCCCAACAGAAGCAGGAAGCCAAGCAAAUCCUUCAACAAAAGCGCAAGGCUCUCACAGAUCUCUUCAAGAUGCUUCAUAGGCUGGGUGCCAGUUACAAGGCUGGACUUUUGGAACUCUCGCUGCGCAAUGAAUUUGAGGACUUCCAGCUGCCUCCCUAUUCAAUUCGAUCCAUGUUACCCCGACUGCAUUCUACUGCUCAGCAGUUGGACGAGCAUCUGGACUUGUACUACAUGAAGAGUGUGUUCAAGUUAAAGCUAUUGCAAAACAUAAUGUUGACACCACUUUCGGAACUGGGUCCGCCUAAUAUUGAGCGCAUCAAGGGCUUUGCGGUGGAUUUGUUCCUUUUGGUGCAACAACAGCGGGAGCAGCUUUCUGGAGCCACCAAAGAGCUUCAUGAUCUAAGAAAUUCGAUGGAAAGCUUGCGAAAACUGGCUGAGAUUGUUUCACAGGCCGAGAACAAUUCGGUCACUCCGAGUUUUGUGAGAAACGCAGAUAUAGCCACGGAUAUAAAACGUAAUCUGUGCCAGAUUCAUUAUGUCUUGAAGCAGUGGAAGCUGCUGCUAAGCUGUGCUCCAAGUGCCUUCAAAGAAAGCUCCGGCAAUAACUUACUGGUGAGGACAAUUCCAUUGGCCCAAAUUGAGCUCCAGGACUUAAGUAGUCAGAUCAUAAGCAGCAGCCAUAAAUUGCUAAAUGAACUUAACACAGCUAAUUUGGAGUUCCUAUCUAUCGAGAAGUGUGAAAAUUACCAGAAGAGCUAUCAGCAAAUCUUGCAGAUCAUAGAGAAGACAUUGGAAAUUCUUCGAAUCGGUCAAAAUGAACAUCUGCCGUUGGCUCAACCACUUAUCGAGCUUUUGGCCAGCUUGCGAAUGGAAAAGCCAACUGAGAUUUCUUUAGAGAGCAUAGAUGUGGCCAAUGCGGACACAGAGUUGGCCAACAUAGCACAUAGUGUCUUAAUCUCGCUGCAGAAGAUUUAUAAGCACCACGCAAAGCCUGAUGAGGGGCAGCAAAAUGGCGAUGUAAAGACUCAGAAUGAAGAGUCUAAAGAGGCGCUGCAGGAACAGCAUCUCAAAAAAUGCCUUACUGGAGAAUUGAAUUCGGAUUGGGAACAGCUUAGCCUGCCCCGCGUGCUUGGUAAGCUUUCCAAUGUACUUCUGGUACUUAAGCACUCUAAAUACGAAGACCAGGAUAAGCUUAUUUGCGUAAGACGAGCGAUCGGUCUACUGCCCAUUUUGGAGCAGUACCAACUACUCGCGGAUUAUUUGUUCCUUCAACAGCUGGCCACUCAUAAGGUUUCCGCCAAAAUGCUAUCCAUAGUACUCACAGUUUUCGUGGAGAUUGGAAGCAAGGGCUUCUGUGUGCCUCCGGAUCUCAUGCAGGAUGAGGAGGGCCAGUCCAAGCAGGAAUCCAAGAACGGCGAGGGUUUCGGUCUAGAGGAUGGAACUGGUGAGAACGAUGCCUCCGACAAAAUUGAAUCCGAAGAUCAACUCGACGAUGCGAAGCGGCCGGAAGACCGAAAAGACGAAGGCGACAAACAGGAGCCAGACUGCAAGGAAGAAAAGGGUAUUGAGAUGAGCGACGAUUUUGAUGCCAAAAUGCAGGAUGUAGAGAAACCCGAAGAGGACGACAGCGGUGAGUCCGAAGAGGAGGAGGAUCUGAAUAAGGAAAUGGGCGAAACAGAGGAGGGAGCCGAAAAGCUAGACGACCAGAUCUGGGGCGAUGACGAAGAAGAAAAGCCUGAGGAGGAAGAAGAACCUGAGAUGAACGAGGAGGAUCAAGGUAAAGGCAGCAAGGAUGAGAAAGAUGCCCACAACGAUCUGGAUACAAAGAACGACGCGGCUAAGGAAGAUGGUAAGGAUGAGCACGAAAAGGACGGAUUGGAUGCUACCAACGAACCAAGCGGUGAAGACAAGCGUAAGGAGAAGGCUAAUGACAUUGACGACAUGAAAGAUCCCGAAUUGGAUGAGGAGCAAACAAAUGCAAUUCAUAAUGAACUGGAGGAGCCUCCCGAGCCCGAAGAAAUGGAUAUUGGCGAUAUGAAUAACGUUGAUGAGGGUCACGACGAUCAGGAGGAUCAGCCCACAGACGAGAAUCCAUUUGACAUUGAUGCGAUGAAAGAGAAUAUGCAACCACCUGAGGAGCCCGAGGCAGAUGGCGAAGAGGAGCCAGCUCCAGAGGCAGAAGGUAAUCCCGAAAGUGACGGCAGCGACUCUGAAGAAGAUGAGGCUGGUACGGAAGCAAAACCAGGUCAAGAUGACCAGGGUGAGGGGGAUGAAGCCACGCCUGAAGAAGAAGAAAAAGAAGAGGCUGAAACCCAGACACGCGGGGAAGUGGAGGAUGAAGAUGAUCCUAAGGCAGAGGAUAAUCCAGAUGAAUCUAAAGAGGAGGAGGAGAAACGCGAGGACAAGCCAGAGCAGCAUACAGAUUCUAAAGACAAAGCCAGCAAGGAGGAAAAUAUUCAGUCUAUGCCGGAUACGGAUCAGAGCAGCUCAGCGGAUCAGGUACAGCAGCCCCAGGACUCAGAUAUUAAACAGGACCAGAAACUCGAUGAACAGGAGACAGGUGAAGAGAAAGAUGGUGUCGGUCAGGCCGAGAACGAUACCAACGAUGGCGGCCAUCAGGGCAUUGCAGAGACCCAGGAGACGGUUUCCCAAGAAGAUCGUAAAAACGAAAAGCAAACGCAAGAGAAGCGCAAGCAGGGACGAACAAACGAAGAGCGGUCCUUAGGCGAAGCUGAGCAAAAUAAAUUGAAGCAACUCAAAACAAUCGACCAACUUAAAGAUUCUAAGGAAUCAGACGAAGCUGACCAGGAGAAGCCAGAUCCAUCAGAGCAAGCGGAAGCAGAGGAAUAUCAGCAUGUAAAGGAGCCUAAAAACAGCGACAAAACCACACUAGAUAAUGCCACCGAGGAGCAGUCGAAAAAGAUCCAGCACCAGGAGGAUGAGCCACCAAAAGAAGAGGAAGCAGAGGCGGAGAAUGUGGAUGAGUUGAUGGAAACCGAUGAACCAGCAGCCGAUCCUGAGGAUGACGCUCAACUUGAGCAGUUAGGUGCCGAGAAGACGGAGCAAAAGUCCGAAAAGCCCUCAAAAACCGAAAAGUCAAAGGAGCGCUUGGAAAAUCCUGAGAGUAUGGAGAUAGAAGGCGAGGUGGUGCCCACCAUGACGGUUCCUCGCAGCUCCGAAACCACAGCGCACAGCAACGCGGAAAUUCUUUUGGACAAGAGCUCGAACGCACAGGAACUAAGCUCGGCGGAACAGAUUGAGCUCCGGCAACAGUAUCAACAACAGUUGACCACAUUCCGAGGGGCACAGCCUCAGCACGAAGAUUACGAGAGCUGGCAGGGCAUCUCCAAUCGCAUGACCCAGAAUGCUCGAGAGCUCUGCGAACAGUUGCGUCUUAUCCUUGAGCCCACCAAGUGUACCCGGUUGAAGGGUGAUUACCGUACUGGACGACGAAUUAACAUGAAGAAAAUUAUUCCCUACAUCGCAUCGCAAUUCCGCAAGGAUAAAAUCUGGCUAAGGCGGACAAAGCCAGCCCAGCGCGACUAUAAAAUUACAAUUGCCAUCGACGAUUCCAAAUCGAUGCACCACAAUAACUCCAAGACGCUGACAUUAGAGGCUAUUUCACUUGUUUCGCAGGCGUUGACGCUACUUGAAAGCGGUCGCCUUAGCAUUGUGUCCUUUGGAGAGGCACCGCAGAUCAUUUUGAACCACACGGAACAGUUUGACGGUCCGCGCCUAGUAAAUGCCCUGAAUUUCUCCCAAGACAAAACCAAGAUAGCUGGUCUACUGGAUUUUAUACGCACUGCUAAUGCGGAGGAGAGUGGCUUGGGCGGAGACAACGGUCUGUUUGAGAACCUUUUGCUCGUUCUCAGCGAUGGAAGAAAUAUAUUCAGUGAGGGUGCACAGAAGGUCAAGAACGCCAUUAAGCUGGCAAGGCUACAGCGCAUCUUCCUUGUUUAUAUCAUCAUCGAUAAUCCGGACAAUAAGAACUCAAUUCUGGACAUUCAACAUGUGGCGGUUAAUUCCGAUGGAUCAGUGAAUAUCAGUUCCUACCUGGACAGUUUUCCAUUCCCCUACUAUGUGAUCGUCCGGGACCUCAACCAACUGCCACUGGUGCUUAGUGAAGCCAUGCGACAAUGGUUCGAGCUGGUUAACAGCGAAUAACUCUUUUCAAUUACUAAUUCUACUGUAUAAAUCAGAACCAAAAUUAAUUUUCAAUGACUUAUUGCGAAGUUAUAAUCAUUCAAUACCUUUAGAGCUUAAACAAUCUUUAAUAUUUGACACAUUUAGAUAUAAUGCCUAUGUAAAUAACAAGUGGUACACAAUGAAAAUGUAUCCAUUUUUAGUUUUAGCACAGAGCUUGUCUUGCUCCUAGUUACGUUUUGGAUUUAUUUGAAAAUGUUACAUAUUAUAUUUUUUCAAUUAAAAUUUGUAUAUAAACCUUA